CGUCGCCUGGUCGGCCAGUCCUCUCUCUAUCUCUGCUCAGCCCCCCAUUCCGGAAACGUGGUCCGGUUUUCCCGGACGACCAAAACCUUCCUUCCCCUCCACAAGCGAACAACGAAGAAGACCUUCUCCCGGAUUCGGGAAAUGCCGCCGCUGGAAUCUGGAGCAGGAGUGGGGGCGUCUUAUCCAUAGCCGGAUGCGGUCAACAUGCCGAGAUCUUUCCUGGUCAAGAAAGCCAAGUAUCCCGUGGACCAUGGUAACAGGUGGCCCUACAGGGAGCAUUCUGGCCCCACUGAGGGGGCGACCGCCCCUCCGUGCUCCAUGUCCCCGUCGCAUAGAUGCCUCACAGUCCAUUAUACUAACGGAUAUGUGUAUGACUUAUCUUCCCCUGAGACUUCCCGAGACUAUGUGUACAUCGACAAAGUGGUGGGUGACGAAAUUGUCGGUGACAUUGAGAUCAAAACGACGAUUCAACCGAGUAGUCCGACGGAACAAACCAAUAAACAAAUCAUUUCCUUGGAAAGAUCCGGUCCUAGUCCAUCAGGUAGCCUUAGCGACGCCAGCGCCAGCGAUGUCAGCAGCGACGAUGUCAGAUCCGUGACCACACCCCACUUCCUCUACAAUGAACUCGAAACUGAAGGCACCCCACCCUCGACGGAAACUCCCAGUGGUGUCACAGUGGGGUACACUUAUGAAGCGUUCUUCAUAACGGAUGGAAGAUCCAGAAGAAGAAAGAACCCAAAGAAAGAGGAUAGCAACCAUGGUACUACAAAUGCGCCUCUGGCGGAACGACCUCGUUAUACGUGUGGCGAAUGUGGCAAACACUAUGCGACAUCGUCCAACUUGUCGAGGCACAAGCAGACCCAUCGCAGUCCGGACUCCCAGCAGGCCAAGAAAUGUGACACCUGUGGCAAAGUGUACGUGAGCAUGCCAGCGCUGGCAAUGCAUCUCCUGACGCAUAACCUCAAUCACAAGUGUGCAGUGUGUGGCAAGGCCUUUUCGAGACCAUGGCUUCUGCAAGGCCAUAUGCGCUCUCACACUGGAGAAAAGCCUUUCGGGUGUGCACAUUGCGGAAAGGCCUUCGCUGAUAGGUCGAACCUUCGGGCUCACAUGCAGACCCACUCGGCCUUCAAGCACUACGCUUGUACUCGGUGCAACAAAUCGUUUGCACUCAAGUCCUACCUCAAUAAGCAUUAUGAAUCCUCCUGUUUCAAGGAGGGGUCUAAAGAUUCGGCUAACGAAGAUUCAAACACCUGUCAGCUUGUAUUUGAACACAGUGACAAUUCGUCCGAUCUCAUGGAAAUCGGCACAUCUCAAACUCCUUGAACACAAUUCUCGUCGACAAUGCACAACUUUCACUACAUUACAGAAAAAUACUGAAGUGAUAGAAUGGCUAAGUAAAGGACUAUUUGAAUGUGGAUUCAUCCUAGGUUGUUUAAAAUAGAGUGCCUCCUUUCACUAAAUUUUAUACAUUUUAAAAAUAAGAAAAAAUCUCAUCGUGAGUUAUCUAUCAUUGAACUAAAUUUUAAAAAUAUUAUUAUAUUCUUAACUAAAUUUAAAAAUCUUUCAAUAAUAAAUCAAUUAAGACAAAAAUUAUUAGUCCUUUUAUUUCUACUAUAUUGAUAUCGCAAAAUGGAUUUACAACAGUUAUUCUAAUUAAUAGAGAUUUCCAAAUUAUGUUCAAAUAACUACAGUAUAUGUAACCUUGAGGGUAUUUUAAAAAGGAAUAAUACCAAACAUGGAUCAUACCGUAUAAUAAGUUCUCAUAUACAUAGUAGAACUAUCGUAUUUAACCUUAUAUUCAAGUCUCUAUUAAAUUGAUCUGUCUAACUGAAUAGAUAUUGACCUAAUUUCUCAUCCUAUAUAUAGCCCAUGCAGAAGAUUAUUCAGAUAAUUAGGCAGACUAAAUUGUUGAAUUCUAAAAUUCUACUUUAGAAUAUAAGGAAAAAAAAUGAAAAUAAUGUGCAUUUUACCAUGUAUAUUUUAUUCAUUUCAGAAAUUUGCAAAUAUUCUCUGUCAUAUUAUUGUAAUUUGCAAGAUUUUAGAAUUUACUUCACCAAAUGGAAUUUAUAAACGAAAUGAGUUUGAAAUUUAAUGUACAGAACUUCAUUUAUGUUUGAAAUUGGGGUUGUAGUUGCAUAUCCACCGAUGGAUGAACAUUCCACAUUCAAUUAGAACGGUGUUGCAGGUUGAGUAAUGUGAUAACCGACAUAAGCAAUAAGUAAAUGGUAUAUAUAUUAAAGUUGGCGUUUUUUAUAGUUUGCGAAAAGCGCCGAUUCACAACUGAUGCAGUGCCUACAAAUCUAAGAUGUGCAACUGUUACUGUUCUGUGAAUUUACACAGUUACUAAAGCGUCUAACUUUACAUCUGCUGUACAGUCACAACGAAUAGGAAACUAUUUUAUUUGUUACAUUUGCAAAAGUAUUCUUCAAUUUAGCCGUCAUAUUUAGGUAUGUAAAGUUUGGAUACGUACAGGGACUCAAAACUAUUAUUUAUAUCGCUAUAAAAGAAAAUAUCUCUUUAUGUGUUUAGUCAUUCAAGAAUAUUCUUAAAGUGUUUUACUAUAAUAUUUAUAAUUUAUGGAUCUGUCAAUUAAAAUAAGCUUUGCUACCGGAACAAUUAAACAGUCAUUGCAUAUCUUUGAAUCAAAUUCAGGGGCAUGAAUCUACUACAUUUUGCAUAUCCAAACACAAAAUUGUUAUUCAUGCUCGAAUAAAGCAAUAAAAAUAAUAUAGCAAUAAACUAUUCUAGUGCUUUUUGAAUUGAGGGUUGAAACCCAAAAUAGUGUGAUAACAAAUAUAUUUUGUAGUGAGAACUUAUGCUGCCUUCCAGUUUUUUGCAAUACUUGUUAGCAAAGAGGAUUAAAAAAUCAUCUUAACUAUAAAAUUUCCUUGGAAUUGACAUUCCAAUAUUUAAUUUAUCUUUAAAUAAACUUAAUUUUAGUAUUGCUUUCAUAAACCUUCAUUACUGUAAGGUAUGAAAAUAUAAUUUUCUUCCAUUAAAAUUGUAAUCAAAUCAAUUUUUUUAAAGAAAUAUUUUGUUCAUAGCAAUUAUAAAUAUUAAUGCUAUCGAAUAAUUUUAUUUAUUAUUCGUUCUUUGCUACAUAAAAGUUUUUCAUCUCUUAUAACUUACUCUCUUUUUAGGUCUAAUAACCGCAGUAUUUUCUCACAUCCGAGUUUAGUGCAAGAAUAUCAAAUUUCUUUUGCACUAAAAUAAGAAUUUUUGCCUCUAGAGCACUUAUUCUCCGUUUAUAAGUGCAGAAUAGACAAAUCAGGCUCUUGUGCCUUUAAAUCAUCAUCUACAACAAAAUGUAAAAUCCUCUCUGCAAUAAUACAAUAUUAAGGGGGUUAAUACUGAUUAAACAAAAAUCUUACAAAUGCAAAAGCAGAGAGGAUAUUUUACCUAUUAUAGUAUGUAUUUAAAGUUUUUGAUAAUUUUUUCAUCUUUUCUUAAAUAUCGAUUAAGUUUCGAUAAUCAUAAGCAAUCAUUCGGAGUUUUAAAAAAGCUCUUGCUUUAAAAUUUACUAUGCGAAUAUCGAUAUUUGAAUUGUGAAGAUUUUUUCCUGAAAUCUUCUAAUAUUAUUUUAAUCUUUCUAGAGCAAAGCUAUAUAUUCUUUCGUAAUACUUCACACUUACGUGAAGUUUGUAAACUUUGUAAAUAGUUGUUGCGCAUUGUAAAAAAUUGUUUUAUGGUGCAUUUUAAUAAGAAUAAUUUUAAGAAGACAGAGAUGGAAUAUUCUUCAAAAUAAUUAAAAUGUAUUUAAUUCAUCUUUAUUUUAUAAAUAUUGCACAAAUAGUCAAUAUAGAUAAAAAGAUAUCAGCUUUCUUUAAAUUUGAUAUUAAUUUUAACAAAACUAUGUUGGCCUACAUUUAAGACAACGAAAAAGGCGUUUGAUGUAUGCAUUUUCAAAUAGUUUAAUAUUGGGAGAUAUCAUGAAACGAGUUAUUUCCGAUUCCAUUUCAGAGGCGACUAAACAAAAUUCCAGUGACACAGAAUUAGGAGUACUGGAAUCUACCCAAGAAGAUGCAAUAAUUCAUUUGAUAUUAUCCUUUAUUCUAAAAAUUCUAUUUACAAAAGAUAUAAUCUGACCUUAGCUUAAAGUUGUCCAUUCGCACUAUUGUUUAAAAGGAACUAGAAAUUCUUAAAACACAAUUGCUAUAAUCAGUAAUGAGAAUAAAAGUAGAAUUUCAAUAAAAAGUGUUAUUUCAAGAGAACAAUACAGACGAGAUCUUCAAAUAGAGUUUUGCUAAUUCCGAAUGAUAUAAUUGCGAUAUUCGUUGGGUGUUUGGAACACAUAAUCUAGAGGAACAAGUUAUUUGAUUAGGUUUAAUACAGCCAAUUUUAAAUUUCAUCAAAGGUAAAAUUUCCAAUAAGAAGUUUAAAAUUCCAAUUUUAAAUUUCACUAAGUCUAUUUUGGUGCAGGAAAUAUUGACAUGAAUUAUGUUCAAAUUAUGUGAUGAUAUUCGAAUGUUUGACAUAUAUAUUUGAGAUUUUAUUGACGUAAAGUUGCACCAGACUUACACUUAGAAUUUUGGAUUGGAUCAAAUUUUGAAUCGAUGAUCCUCAUGUUCAAAAUCUUACAUAUAAAUCAACGAAUGUGAUUGAAACAGUCACAAUCUAAAUUUUCAUAAAACUGUGAUAAAUACAUUUUAAUAUUUUUAACAUACUUAAUAAAUUAUUCAAAAAUAAUUAUAGUUGCCGUUAUUUAAAAUUUAAUUUGUUUCCUUUUAAUGUAUAAGAUUUAGAUGGCAUCAUGUUGUAGAAUUAUCCAUCUCUUGUCAUCUUUAAUUAUUCAACUAUCUUUGCUAUAACAGUGAAAGUACGUAGUUUGUAGUUUAUUAAUAACUUAAUCCAGUCUUCAAGAAAACUAACAUUCUUGCCGGGCAUCUUAUGCAAUAAUAUUUAUGCCAGGUGCUCCAACUUGGAACUAUACUUCCAGGAACAUAUUUUCUGAAUCUCAAUUUCAAGUCAGCAUUUGUUUCAUGUGAUUAUGUGUUUUAAGUUAUUAAAAUAUGUUUGUCAUUUGAUUAUGUUUUUUUAUGUUUUUGAAAUAUUUUUUCAUGAGAUUAUGUGUUUUAUGUUACCGAAAUAACUUUUAAUGUGAUUAUGUCUUUUAAGUUAUUGAAAUAUUUUUUUAUGUGAUUAUGUGCUUUAUGUUACCGAAAUAUCUUGUCAUGUGAUUAUGUGUUUUACGUUAUUGAAAUGUCUUUAUUUUGUGAUAUGUUGUAUAUCAUUGAAAUAUUAUAUUUAUUUUCCAAUACUGUGACCUGAAAAAAAGUUUUGAAACGUAUUGUAUUAUUAUAUUAUUCUAGUCAUUUUAACAGUCUUUUCCUUGGAAUAGUUCAAUAGUACAAGAGAACUUAUUUUUCUUAGAACUUAUUUUCAACUUGUUAUUUUAAAAUCCAUGUUUGAAUUACAUUAUUUUAUGUUUUAUGUUAGUGUCAUCUUAUUUAUUGUACCAUACUGUGACGUGAAGAACAUUUUUAGUCAUAUUCAGAGUAAAGACGGGUUUGAGUCUCUAGUCAAAUUAAGAAUAAUGCAUAUUAUUAUAAAAAUAAAUAAUAAUGUCAAAUUGUUUAAAUAAUAUUUUCUGUUAUUAUAAUUUUCACUUUUGGGUUUAAUUUUCUAUAU
This is a messenger RNA of Argiope bruennichi, 5628 nucleotides long. Its product is annotated as transcriptional repressor scratch 1-like. Bases 205 to 1323 code for a protein of 372 amino acids. The transcript has 2 exons. Gene Ontology annotation, molecular function: DNA-binding transcription factor activity, RNA polymerase II-specific; RNA polymerase II cis-regulatory region sequence-specific DNA binding. Gene Ontology annotation, biological process: regulation of DNA-templated transcription. The record is from RefSeq and is a predicted model, not a curated record. Lineage: Eukaryota; Metazoa; Arthropoda; Arachnida; Araneae; Araneidae.